UCGAGGCGUUGAGAGCCCGAGGAGGCUGGGCACGCAUGACCGGAGUUCAGCAGGCAAAUGCAAAUUGCCCCACCCUGAGCCAUGCUGGGUCCACGCGCACGGUCAGCGAGUGCAGCCCCUUCUCCGAGAUAGCCAUGAACAGCUGCAGGCACAAUGGGGGAGCCAUCCGACCGCUCAGCCACUUGGGCGCCUCCCCCCGCCACCUGCACGAUCUGGAUGCUGAGACGCAGCCCCUGCAGACUUUCCCCGACUCCGGCUUGGAGGUGGUGGUGGCCAAGACCGAUCGUGUCAAGGGCUCGGACCCCCAGCUGGAUGGAAGGGUGGAGGGGGCCGGGUGGCGCAGCCACCGCCACAAGAGAAACCAGAACAUUGGCCACCGGCUGGGCCACCGGCGAGCUCUCUUUGAGAAACGCAAGCGGCUGAGCGACUAUGCCUUGAUCUUCGGCAUGUUUGGCAUCGUGGUCAUGGUGACAGAAACCGAGCUGUCCUGGGGCAUCUACUCAAAGCUGGGCGGGCGGCAGGGUUUGCGGCAGAGCCCUGGUGCCCACCGCCUGGCCGUCCUUGGUUCUCCCGUCCAGCUGUUCAUGGUGGACAACGGUGCGGAUGACUGGCGGAUUGCGAUGACCUACGAGCGGAUCUUCUUCAUCACGCUGGAGCUGCUGGUCUGCGCCAUCCACCCCAUCCCCGGGCAGUACUUCUUCACCUGGACGACCCGCCUGGCCUUCACCUACGCCACCUCCGAGGCCAGCACCGACGUGGACAUCACCCUGUCUAUCCCCAUGUUCCUGCGCCUCUACCUGAUCGGGCGCGUGAUGCUCCUGCACAGCAAGCUCUUCACCGACGCCUCUUCCCGCAGCAUCGGUGCCUUGAACAAGAUCAACUUCAACACCCGCUUUGUCAUGAAGACCCUGAUGACCAUCUGCCCUGGGACCGUCCUCCUGGUCUUCAGCAUCUCCUCCUGGAUCAUCGCGGCCUGGACGGUGCGGGUGUGCGAGAGGUACCACGACAAGCAAGACGUGACCAGCAACUUCCUGGGGGCCAUGUGGCUGAUCUCCAUCACCUUCCUCUCCAUCGGCUACGGAGACAUGGUUCCCCACACCUACUGCGGGAAGGGGGUCUGCCUGCUCACCGGCAUUAUGGGUGCAGGGUGCACGGCACUAGUGGUUGCCGUUGUGGCCCGGAAGCUAGAGCUCACCAAAGCUGAGAAACACGUCCACAACUUCAUGAUGGACACGCAGUUAACCAAGCGGGUGAAAAAUUCGGCGGCCAACGUGCUCAGGGAAACGUGGCUGAUCUACAAGCACACCAAGCUGGUGAAAAAGCUUGACCACGCCAAGGUGCGGAAACACCAGCGUAAGUUCCUCCAAGCCAUCCAUCAGUUAAGAAGUGUGAAGAUGGAGCAAAGGAAACUCAGCGAUCAAGCUAACAUGCUGGUGGACCUGUCAAAGACGCAGAACAUCAUGUACGACAUGGUGUCGGAACUGCAAGAGCGCAAUGAAGACCUGGAGAAGCGCAUCAGCGCGUUGGAGGGCAAAAUUGACACACUGGGAUUCACCCUGCACGCACUGCCGGGUCUCGUGAGCCAAGCCGUGUGGCAGCAGCACCAGCACCAGCACCAGCACCGGGCCCUGCCCCGCGUCUACGGCACCUCCAACGGCUCCGAGCGCUCCUCGUGGACCCCCACACAGCAGCAGAGGUCUCCCCCCACCGCCCCCCACCCCUCCUCCGACAGCGGCUGAUGCGGGCCCGGAGGUCCAGAGCCUGCGCCCGCUACGCGUGGCCACCAUGUGGCCGGAUCCCCUCUGGGCUUUUUUCUGGAAAGCCCCUGGAAGGACAGCAGCCCCCCCCCGUGUCCCAGUAGGGAGGGGGAGGGCCGGGCGGCAUUUGGCUCGGCCUGGAGAACAGACCACCACGCCCGGCCGGUUCCAGAGCAACUUUUGGCAAAGUGUUGGGGCAGGGAGGGGCAGCCUUGGUCAAAAUAAUCCAUGUUCAUAGGAAGGAAGGAGAAGGGAAGUUGGGUCGCUGCGGGAGCCUCAGAUUUGCCGCUGGAAGAGGAAAGGGAAGCUCUUAAAACCCCGAGGAAGUGGGGGCUUGCCCCAUUCCCCGUGGGCAUCUGCAGGGGAGCGAGGGGCGGGCCUGUGGCGGAUGACGGCACCGUGCACGUGACAUGAGUGGGGUUGGAACCAGACCCCUGUGCCUCCAGGGAGCCCACACGGACGUUCUGCAGCACCCCAUUUUUGAUAAUGAGAUCCGAAGGAACGUCUUGUGGGUCAGCCGUGAAGUGCAUUGUGUUGCUUGGCGCAACUGAUAUUCCCAUACGCCAAUACGCACCUGAUGAACGUGUCUGUUAAUAUAAUGGCAUGCAAAAGCGUGGCACCCCUGGCCAAAUUAUAUGUUUCAAGGAAUAGCCGCGUGAAGAGAAGCCGACGCUACCUCUGCACGGGACAAAGUUAAAGAGGACGUCCUUCUGUAAGUCUGAAUGCGUCCCUACUACUUGCACGCAGUUAUUUACAGGUUCAGAAUAAGAAAACUGCCUGGAAUCCGGCCAGCCCACAGAUCACUGCAAGGACCCAGCUGAAGAGUUGGUUGCUACCGGAGUUGUGAUCUCCUGCUCCGCAGCCCAGCGUUGCUCACCCGACAGUGCUCGGCACAGGAGAACGGUCAAAAGGAAACCCAUUCCCCUGCCUUACCACGAAAGCCGUUACCCGGGGCACCCGAAAGAAAACCUUGACGGCCUGAAAUGCCCUGGAACAAAGGGUUUUGGACUGACGUGGCAAAACGCAAACCGUUCAGUUGCAGUGACGCAAAGCACUUUUUGGAGAAAGGGUGAAGCAUUUGAAAAGAGGAGCAGCCUCGCUGACUGGUUAAGAAUAGAGGGGGUCCCGGGCAGCCCGUGGCCCAGGAAAUACCACACGGGUGGAAGGCAGAAUGGAUUCAACUAAAUAUCAACAUAUCCUGGAGGUUAAUGCUGUGUAGCCAGUAAAGAAAUUGAAGCUGAAAAGGGGUCAGACAUUUCACGGGACAACACUCGGAAAGAUACUCCCAGAUCAACCACGAAGUGCUUACAAGAAAGAGGAGGAAAGAUUUUGAAUGGCUUUCACAAUCCCCACGUACUACUGAAAGUCUGUGGGGAGAUCUCAAGCAUGCAGUGCCUGCCAGGAGACCUAAGAAUCUUUCCGACCUAGGAGAGUUCGGCAAGGAAGAGUGGGGGGGAAGCCCCAAAGUUAGAAUAGCAUGAUCCUCAGUUGCUCCAGGAAAUGUUUGGAAGCUGUUACUUCUGCCCGAGGGGGUCAAAGCUCCUGCCCUAGCCAUACUCAGUCUUUUGGGGUUUUCUAGUAUCUGCAGUAUGCAUUCAAAUUUGCUGAAAGAUGCUGUGUUUUUCUUUUACGUGUAGAGGUUGUGCCAACUUCUGUUCACUUUGGCUUUCUUGGAAACGGGGGGGCCUAAAGUUGUGGAGGCAACCGGACCUCCCUGGGGCUGAGGCAGCCUCCAGUCUGCCGGGAGAGAUUUAAGGUUUAGAGUGCAGGUGUUCUGAG
Molecule: messenger RNA, 3536 nt
Organism: Python bivittatus (Burmese python)
Lineage: Eukaryota; Metazoa; Chordata; Lepidosauria; Squamata; Pythonidae
Source: RefSeq, a predicted model, not a curated record